This is a messenger RNA of Dentiscutata erythropus, 1248 nucleotides long. NCBI's taxonomy places the organism in Eukaryota, Fungi, Glomeromycota, Glomeromycetes, Diversisporales, Gigasporaceae. The record is from the annotation of a GenBank genome assembly.
CUGCACCCCACUACGAAAGUAACUGGAAAGAUAAAUAUAGUAAAGCACGAGAGUAUCUUCAUAUAAAACUCAAUAAUCCUGAAUUAGAAGAAGAAGUUAUCAAGACUUCAAAUAAAGUAAUUGUUGAAAAAACAACAACGAAGGUUACUAAAGAACACAAAGGAGCAGCAAUAGAAGUCAUCAAAUCAACUACUACACCUAAGGUCAUUAAGGAAGUUGUUUCAGUUCAAAAAGAAGAUGGCCAAAUUGAAUUGAGUGAAACUAUAUGCAAAGAAUUAAAUAUACCAUCUUCUAAAACCUUUGUAACCACAGUCCAAACCUAUACCAAAAAUGAAAAACUUAAAAAACCCGAAUCAGUUUCAUGGUGGACCACUGCCAUUAAUCUCAGCUAUCUCAAAAAUGCAGCAUCCCAGCACGAAGGCGAAUGGAGGGUGAAAUAUGACAAAGCUCGAGAAUAUCUCUCCGCUCAAAUUGGUGAUUCCGAGACAGAAAAAGAGUUAUUAGAAGCUACUGACAAAUAUGUAAUUGAUAAGGCAACACAUAAAGUUAUUGAGGAACAUAAACAGGAGAUAAAGGAAGUCAAGGCCAUUGAAACUGAAACGAAAAAAGCUAAAGUAGAAAAAACCGAAGGAAUUUUCAGUAGUAUUACUGGUGGAUUGACAAGUAUAUAUAAAUCAACUACUGAUACUGCUAAGGAUCUCGGAAAACAUAUUGAGGAAGCUCUUACCUUUGAUACCGAUGAACAAGAUCAUCAAGAAAAAGCAGCUGCACUAAUUGCAGUGCGAUCAAAAACCACACCCGAAAAAACCAAAUCUAUUAUUUCAACCCAAAAAGAUAACGGAUGCUUUGAAUUGAGUGAAAAUGUUAUCAAGGAAUUACAUGUCUCUACAGUCCCUAAAACCGAAGUUAUAACAACAGUACGAAAAUAUACCACCAAUGAGAAGUUAAAUAAACCCGAAUCAUCUACAUGGUGGUCAACAGCCCUGACUCUUUCAUAUCUCAAGAAUGCCGCUUCUCAACACGAAGGAGAAUGGAAAGAAAAAUAUGACAAAGCACAAAAAUAUCUUUCUGAACAAAUCGGUGAUGAGAAAACUAAGAAAGAAUUAUUAGACUGUACUGACAAAUACGUGGUAGAUAAUAUCACUAAGGAAGUUAUUGUGGAAAAAAAGAAAACCGCUGUUAUUGCAAUCCAAUCUGCUACAACACCUGAAACUAUUGAGACUGUCACAUCUACCCAAAAGAAAGAUG